This is a messenger RNA of Trachymyrmex cornetzi, 841 nucleotides long. RefSeq lists its product as uncharacterized. The transcript is spliced from 2 exons. NCBI's taxonomy places the organism in Eukaryota, Metazoa, Arthropoda, Insecta, Hymenoptera, Formicidae. The record is from RefSeq and is a predicted model, not a curated record.
GGUAGUGAAUGUGAACAAACUGAAUCCCAUGCGCGCGGGAUGUCACUUCGAGGUGCCGCGGGAAAUUGCGAUGAAACGAGCGGUCGUCAGUGUGAAAUCCAUGGACAAUGCGUGCUUCGCGUGGUCGGUGGUCGCCGCUCUGUACCCCGCAGAAAGACAUGCAGAGCGAGAGUCAUUAUACCCACAUUACACUACUGUGCUAAAUUUUGCGGGUAUCGAGUUUCCGGUGACAUUAAAAGACAUUCCGAAAUUCGAACGUUUAAACGCUGUGUCGAUCAACGUGUACGGCAUCGAGAAUAAGCAGAUCCUUCCUCUACGACUCACAGGCGACAAGAAGGAGAAGCACGUCAAUCUCCUGUACCUGCAAGAUCCACGCGACGACGGUGUAGGUCACUUUGCAUGGAUAAAAGAUCUAGCCCGUCUAGUGAGCAUGCAACUUACCAGGAAAAAAAACAAGAAAUACUUCUGCGAUCGAUAAGUAUAAUAAGAAAAAUGCCUGCAUUACUUCGGCUCGAGCGAGAAAUUGCAGACGCACGAAGUGGACUGCCAAAAACUGAACGACUGCGCCAUCCGCCUGCCGAGCGAGAACGAUAGAUGGCUCGAAUUCAGCAACCACCGCAACCAGGAACGAGUACCGUUCGUCGUCUACGCCGACCUGGAGUGUGUCCUGCAGAAAACGGAGCCUGACAAGGUAGACGUGCCAACAUCGUACGCGUAUCAGCGUCAUGAAGUAUUCAGCAUAGGAUACUACGUGCACUGCUCGUAUGACAAUUCGUUGUCGUCGUAUCAGUUUUGUCGCGACGAAGAUUGCGUAGCAUGGUUCGCGCGACAGCUCGGAUGA